This is a messenger RNA of Caenorhabditis elegans, 2126 nucleotides long. It is a transcript of the gene F58E2.3, whose product is annotated as DUF38 domain-containing protein. Bases 9 to 2075 code for a protein of 688 amino acids. The transcript is spliced from 5 exons. The record is from RefSeq and is marked reviewed. Lineage: Eukaryota; Metazoa; Nematoda; Chromadorea; Rhabditida; Rhabditidae.
AGAUUCCAAUGUCUCAUGUACUCGAUCUAUUCCCUACGAAAAAUAUAAAAAACCUAAUCGGAUUCAAACUAAAUCACAAACUUGAUUUUGUCGGAUUAACGCUAUAUUUUCAAUCUCCCGGGGAAACAGUCUCGUUAGAGUACCACCAAAAAGGCGGACACACUUCUAUCACAUCUCACGAAAUUUACGAGAAACAACUUGUGCGAGAUUCGGAAUUUAUGUCAGUGGUUUGUAAGAGUCUGAAAGUCUUUUUGAAAAGUUCCCUAUUAAUAAAGAAAUUAGAUCUGGAAAUUAGUCAAUUGGAUUAUGAGGAAUUGGAUAAGCGAAUGUCAGCAAGCUCACAAUCAAUACAAUUCUACGAUUGGUUCAUUCAAUUUUUGAACAACCAUCGGACAGGGGGACUGAAGCCCAAACUGAUUUCUCUGCUGGGAUUCACAGGCUAUCAAGCUCUUUCAAUUUUUCGACACAUAAGUUCAAACCACCUAGAAAUAAUCAACUUGAAUUUCCGAAAAGAGGAUACAGAGAUAGAAGAACAUUUCCAAGAAAUUGUAAAAAUGAAGCAAUGGAAGCAUGCAAAGUAUUUGCACCUUGAGGAAUGCUGCACAUCCAUCGAGAACGUCCUACAUUUUCAAGGAGCAAAUUUCAAAGUUGAUGUGAUAUCUAUUGAUGAUUUGCAAUUGAUGAAAGAGCUAUCAACACAUAGUGCAACUUUGAAAUAUUUCAAUAUUUCUUUCAAUAACGCCGCGGACUCAAUAACUGAUGAAAGUUUGACAGGUCUAUUUGGAAGCCCUAAGAAGCAUUCAUUGUUUUCAUGGGAAUGGAGCAUUGAUGGGAAAAUUGAAUGCUCCUUUUCAGAGUUCGAUAAAAAGUUUUCCAUAUAUUGCCCAAAAGCUUGUGAAGAAUUACGAAAUGUACAGAGCAGUAAAGAAUUGGAAUGCACCUCGCUUUGCACAUCAGAACUUUCAAUUAAGGUCCUGCAUAAUGGAUUGCUCAUGAAAAAUAUUCUAAGCCAUCUUGGGAGGCUUGAUAUCUGCCGCCUUCGAAGAACUUCGCGUGGAGUUCAAAAGUGCGUUGACAUUAUCAAACCUGACGCAGAGAUAAUUGCGAUUGAAAUUAAUUUGAUCAACGUUGAAAACGUAUCAGUCAGCAUAUUCGAUAACGCAGGAAUCAAAAAAGCGACUUACGAACCUAUUGAUCUUACGACCAGUUAUCAAGAUCACGUUUCAAAAGUGAUACAAAAAGUGGAGAAACAUCGGAAUGGAUUGGUUGAAAGAGAGUUGUGCUCCGUGAAUAAUCGUUGGCAACUAGGCUUCAGCCUCUCCAAGUUUGCUGAUGAUUUGAAAUUAAACAUGAUUGCUCAAAAAUCUGAAAUUCAAGGAGUUCGGCUGGAUUUUUCUCUUACAAAAGCAAAUUCGCGACCAGGCUCCAAUAAGGAACAUGUCCUGCUUUUCAGGCUAGCUGUUGCACAGUUGUUGGACGUUAUUUCUACAACUCUACAACAACUGGACAACCAAAUUCCUGUGAAAAAAUUGAGCAUUCAAGUAUUGAAUCAAGAAACCUUAAUACAACUGCUAUCACUAUUGAGGCCCUCAUCGCUGAAAACUAUAGAGAUUAGAAAGCUGAAAAAUGAUAUCAUUUCCAAAAAAUCGCUGAAACUAAAUGAAGCUGCACAGUUGGACCAAUGGAAGAAUGCAGAAGAUAUUUUGAUUGAGGUGCUGACAGCUCCUGGACAAAUUCAAUAUUUUUUGCAUUUCGUGAAUACAGAGAUCAAUUUGAUGGCAAUUUCAAUGCGAGAUAUAUUUGAUUUGAAACAUACAUUCCUCCAAUCAACUACAUUCAAGAAAUUCAAGGCUUCUUUCGAUAAUAGUGAUAUUGACGAUCAAAUCUAUGAUGAACAAUUUUUGGGAUUUCCCUAUAAACGACCUGAAAAUCCAUCGACAAAUGAACCGAGUGUUUGGUUUUUGAGAAUGUCGGCUUCUACUGAUGUUCUUCAUAUUUUAUAUUAUGAACACCGAAAAUGGAUUACAUUUUCCCGGGUAGCAAAUUUAUCGGUGCCCAGUGAUGCCUUGAUGUAAAAUUGUUACUGAAUAAACACAGCUAUACAUUACUUUGAAUAAAUAUGGAUU